UCGCGGCGCCCCGGCUCCCGCGUAGCCCGUCGGGCCGCCCGGGCCUCGCCCCUGCCCGCCUUCCCUCCUUCCUGCAGCGUCGGAGCGCGCAGAUGCCUUGUAGACACCUUAGGACUUUAAAAACGAAGACCUGCUGUUAGGGGAUAAUGCUGGGGGACACUAUGAAAUCUUGGAAUGAUAGCCAGUCAGAUCUCUGUAGCAGUGACCAAGAAGAGGAAGAAGAGAUGGUUUUUGGUGAAAAUGAAGAUGAUUUGGAAGAGAUGAUGGAUUUCAGUGAUCUGCCUACCUCACUUUUUGCUUGCAGCGUCCACGAAGCGGUGUUUGAGGUGCAACAGCAGAAGGAGAGAUUUGAAGCACUUUUCACUAUCUAUGACGACCAGGUGACAUUUCAGUUGUUUAAGAGCUUUCGGAGAGUCAGAAUAAAUUUCAGCAAACCAGAAGCAGCAGCAAGAGCACGAAUAGAACUCAACGAAACAGACUUCAACGGGAAGAAGCUGAAGCUGUAUUUUGCACAGGUCCAGAUGUCCAGCGAGACUCGGCACAAGUCCUAUUUACUGCCGCCGCAGCCCGUCAAACAGUUCCUCAUCUCCCCGCCCGCCUCCCCGCCUGUGGGGUGGAAGCAGGGGGAGGACGCCACGCCCGUUAUAAACUAUGACUUACUCUGUGCAGUUUCCAAACUGGGACCAGGAGAGAAAUACGAGCUCCACGCAGGAACAGAGUCCACGCCAAGCGUGGUGGUUCACGUCUGCGAAAGUGAAACUGAAGAGGAAGAAGAAACAAAAAACCCCAAACAGAAAAUUACCCAGACGAGGCGCCCCGAACCUCCAGCCGCAGCACUGAGUGAGCCCCAGACCUUCGAUGGGGCGCUGUGAGGGGUCUGGCUGGGGUGCACGCCGCUGCCCCCCGGGGCCCCGCCCUGGAGGUCUGUGUCCUCCCUGGCACAGCACUCCUCAGCCUGUGUGGAGGGGAGGCUGGGUGUCGCCACUGCCCCCCCCCGCCCCCCCGGCUGCAGACACGGCCUAGAGAGUAGCAGAUGACUUUACCUGUCACACCUUUUCACAGAGAUUCUGAACAGCACUUUAAAGGAAGGGAUUAGCCCUCAACAUGUUGCAACUUUGACCAUUUUUUAAGCAGUAGGAAGUGUGUCUAAUUCCUGGCUUUCUCCAGCAAUGUUCAUUUCCCUGAUUCCAUAUACCAUGGGGUCCCCAAAAACUAAAGCUGUCGUCUCCGAGUGCCAUUUUUAUGACCUCAAAAAACAAUCUCACAACCUUCAAAAUCUAGCAUGGGCAUUCAGUAAUGGUAUGAUAGCUCCCAGUGACUCUAUCUGUUGAUCAAAUGUGGUUAUUCAACAUACAUGAAAUUUUUUUUGCGCGAGAAGAGAUCUGAAAUCUAGACUAAUUCAUAGGGAGUCGUUUUUCUCGCGUUGUUUUUUUCUUUAGCUUGGGGAGGAGAUGCCAAAUUCUCUUUGACCGUUGGACCCAAGUGGCACAAAUCUGUGUGUGGGUGACUCUCUUCCCUGUUACUCUUGCUUAAAAGAGGAAAGUGCUGUACAGACCACUGUCCCUGAUGUGUCGUCCCUCCCAGAGAACUGCCACUUUGGAAGCUGGACAGGCCACCCGUAAGUGUGACUGAUGAUAACCCCUGGGGCCACCGCUGAUCUGCCUUCUGUGACCGUGUGCUAGCCCAUGGCAUCCCCAACUGUCCUCAGCCACCAGUUGAGUUUUUUAAUGUUAUACAUGUUGUGUGUGUCAUUCAGAGACUGUAAAUUAGAAAAGGUAAUAAUAAGAUUCUCUGAAGACCAUUUUUUAAUUGUCUCCCAUCCAAGUACUAACCAGGCCCGACCCUGCUUAGCUUCCGA
Molecule: messenger RNA, 1858 nt
Organism: Neogale vison (American mink)
Lineage: Eukaryota; Metazoa; Chordata; Mammalia; Carnivora; Mustelidae
Gene: RCAN3
Product: RCAN family member 3
Exons: 5
Coding region: 147-872 (241 amino acids)
Biological process (GO): calcium-mediated signaling
Cellular component (GO): cytoplasm; nucleus
Molecular function (GO): nucleic acid binding; calcium-dependent protein serine/threonine phosphatase regulator activity
Source: RefSeq, a predicted model, not a curated record